UGCUGGCUGCUCAGAGCCGGAGGAGAGCGGUUGGACACGGGGGCGACCGUCCUUUCCUCUCAACGGGAGACAAUGUCCGUCCUGCCGCGGCCGAAACCCAGAAACACGCAUUCUACAGGCGUUUAGGGAGAAACCACAUUAUCACGUGACGACACGUCCAGCCCACCUCACCGGGCGAUGGUCUGCCGUUAAGGGCUCGGUGGAACCGGAGUCCAUCGGAAUAUCACCAAAAUUACGACCGGAAUCAAGUACGGGUCCCUGUCUCCCGACAACGGGAGAGACCACCGGCCGCUCGUUAUGUCUCGCGCCAAGGAGCGUCUGAAAGGCGGGAACGAGACCAAGGACAGCGUCACUCUGCUGCCGUGCUUUUAUUUUGUAGAGAUCCCCAUCCUGGCGUCCUCUGUUGUCAGUCUCUAUUUCCUGGAGCUGACGGACAUAUUCCAGCCGGUGCAUUCUGGGUACAGUUGCAAUGACCGCAGCCUGUCUCUGCCCUACAUCCUUCCCAGACAGGAGGUCUGCACUCUGCCUCUGCUCUUCAGCUUGGCCUUCGCCGCUCCCACCGCUACGAUUCUCAUAGGAGAGGCCAUUCUGUACUGCUAUCUAUCCAGGAGGUCAUCAGCCACACAGACGGAGGCCAAUAUCAACGCUGCAGGCUGUAAUUUCAACUCCUACAUCCGCAGGGCUGUGCGCUUCAUAGGUGUCCAUAUUUUUGGCUUGUGCGUGACAGCACUGAUAACCAAUAUUCUCCAGCUGUCCACUGGUCAGCACACACCCUAUUGGUUGGAUGUGUGCAAACCCAACUUGACCCACAUUAACAUGUCCACCUGUGAUGAAGCUUUCAUUCUGGAGGAUAUCUGCUCUGGACAAGAUGUCGGGCUCAUCAAUGCUGGGAGGAAGUCUUUUCCUUCCCAGCAUGCAACUCUAGCUGCCUUUGCUGCUGUCUACAUCUCAAUGUACUUCAACACAGUGCUGACGGACUCUGCCAAGCUACUGAAGCCUCUCCUGGUGUUCUCUUUCGUCAUGUUGGCCAUCUUGGCCGGGCUGACUCGGAUCAUCCAGUUCAGAAACCAUCCUGUUGACGUCUACUGUGGAUGGUUACUGGGAUCUGCCAUUGCUGUUUAUCUGGGCGUCUAUGCAGUCGGGAAUUUCCAGCCCAGUGAGGAUCGGUCCAGAAGUCGUGCAUCUACCCCCACCCUGAGAGAGCCCCCCCUUACCUCCUUGCCUAACGUCAGUCAAUCUGCGAUUAGCAACAGCCACCAAGGUCACCAAACCCUCGCUCCCAGCCAACCAGAGCCCAUCAUCACGAGGACCUCCUCCCACACGUUGUCCCCCAACCAACCAGAGACCAGAUUGACACGAAGCGCCUCCUACCGAGAGCCAUCCCUGUCCAAUCUGAAGCGAGCCAGCGCUGAGGUGGAGGUGAUAACCCCAUCCAGUCCCCUGGGCAACCAUGACAACAUGAUGACCUUCAGCAGCAGCACACUGCCAAGGUCUCAUGGAGGCUCCUCAUUGGAGGAGGGUCGUAUUCCACGUCGCCACGCCUCCAUCCACACAUCAAUGGACUCAACCCGAUCCAAACAGCUGCUCAGCCAAUGGAAAAAUAAAAACGACAACAGAAAGCUAUCGCUGCAGGUGAUGGAUGGAAUACGACCAGCCUCCUCCUCCUCUCCUCAGAGGAACAUGGAACUGCGCUGCUCCUCCGAACCUUCUGCCAUGGGCCUGGAGGACCACCGAGGUGCAAUACACCUGCCUUCACUUAUUGCUUUUCAGGAAACAGAGCUGCGUGCUGGGGCCCACAUCCCAGCUCAGUACAUGAAACUAGCGGCAAGCUCUGUUCCUAUGGGCAAUCAUAACCACCUGACCCAUAAUGGCAGCACUGGAUUGACUGGUGGGGCCAGAGUAUCGAUCCAAUCCCGACCUGGAUCCUCUCAGCUAGUUCACAUUCCUGAGGAGGAAAAUCUCACCAGCAGGGAUCAGGAAAGUGAAUCAGAGGACAGUAUCAUGGAUGGGGGCGGGUCAGUCAGGGAAAAGUGGCUAAGAGUGGCAGAGAAGACCACCAUCCCCUGCCGGCCGCUCAGUGCUGGAGGACAGCCUCGUCUUAUGCAGGUGAUAACCUUAUCAAAACAGCAGGGUCUGCUGCACUCCCCUCGAUCCGAGGAUGGCGGUAGCACCGUAAGCUGCACCGGAUCCAUUCGGUACCGAGCCCUGACGGACCAGGACCCAUCACCUCCAGCUUCCACCACUGGAGCAGUGGGAGGAGGAGGAGGAGGUUUGGAAAGAAGCGGCAGCAUAGUCCGUGUUGAAGCCCACCCAGAGUCCAGAUCAAAUAAACCGGUGGUAAAACCUCCGAGCAACGACGGAAGUGGCUCCUGGCGAUGGAAACCACCAGAUCAACGAGCUUCGCUUCGACAGUCAGCUUUCGCCCUCAACGACUUGAACAGACACACAGACAGCUGUGAUUCGCUGAGGGAUGGAGAGUCAGUGGAUGGGCGAAGGAGCGUUACAGGAACAGAAUCUGAAAGUGAAGGGGGAGGAGAUGGAGGGGGAGGUGGAAUAGGAAUGGGUAGUGGGGGAGGUGUGUACACCAACCACCCGCAUGUUGUACACCCUUUACACCCCUUGCAUCCCAAUAAUCCCAACAAUUUCCAACACCCCAAUUUUAACCCCAAUAAUCCCAACUGUAAUAACCCCCACUUUAACUUCAACCCUAACUCUGUCAACUUCAACCCCGACUCUGCCAACUACAACCCCAACUCUUCCAACUUCAGCCCUAACUCCGUCAACUUCAACCCCAACUCCGCCAACUUCAACCCCAACUUUGCCAACUUCAACCCCAACUCGAGCAACUUCAAUCCCAAUUCGACCAACUUCAACCCCAAUUCGACCAACUUCAACCCCAACUCCGCCAACUUCAACCCUAAUUCUACCAACUUCAACCCUAACACAACCAAUUCCAUGCCAUUCACUCCCUCUGCAUCCUUUGCUCCUCCCUUCCACCCCCACCCUCAAGCCCUCACCACAAUAAGGGUCACCCCGGUGGAGGGCACGACAGCCAGCAGCGACGGUGGCUCUGACUGCCAGUCGGUUGCAUCGUCGAGCCGUGAGUCCACGCUGCGGAGGAAGAGUGGCUCCCAGUUCGUCCACGCCCCCGAACGAGGGCCCACCCCUGACCUCCACAAUAACCACCACGUCUCUGACGACAGUAACCGCCUCGACAACAAAAGCAGCAGCCGUUUCCACGAAAACCUUCGAAGUUUUCAAGAGAACCCCAUCCACCCUAACCACCCCAAUCAAGGCAGCAGGCAGUUGCAGGGGAUGUUUGGCCGUCCAAACCCAACCCCUCCCCCUACCUUACCGCGCCCCAUUCUGAGUCACACUCCGCCCCCUACUCUGGGGUUGGCCUAUAAAGAAUGACACACUAAAUCAAUUCUUCUUUACCCGCGAUACAGAAUAUGUCCAUGGCUAGUACUUUCCUCUAUUACUGGUAAGCCAACAGAGUCAUGGCCAAAAACGUGUUCGUCCCUACUACAACAUCUCACCUGGCCAAUUAGGGAACAAUACUCUAGUACCCAAUAGAAUGAAUACAAUGUCUGGACAGGAGCUAUACUGUCCGCUUGUCAAAACAGCCAGAGGUUCAAGAUCAUGAUCUAAAGCCAGAGAGAGUAGUACACAAUUACCACGAUCUAGAUCUCCAACUGGUUAAUAAGAAAGAACUAUAGACAGGGGCCAACAUAAGUGGGGGGAAGAUGAUUCAACAUUUCUUCUUGUGUUCAUAUUUUAUCUGGAUAAACCCAGCCAGUUUUUAUAAAUGUAAAACAUUGAGUGCACUUUCUCCAUAGGCACAAGGGCAAUGGACUAAAUAAACUGCUGAUCCUGUGACUUGAGGGAGAGACUCCAUCCCUUCGGUGUGUCCCAUAGUCCCUGCUAGUGAGGAUGGACUAAGCCUCGUUCCUCUGACUGCUAGGUCAGUUGUCAUUGCGGUAACUUUCUUACCACAACAUUUAUACAUACGGUAUAUUCUCAGCUCUUAUCCUUUAUUCAAACACAGAUACCGAUAUUGAUACAUUCAUGUACAAAUAACCACAUGCCAAUGGAUGGAAAUUUGCAUCCAAAGCCCCUAACUGUGCUGUGUUUGUGCUUAUGAAUGUGGGUGGCCACAGUGGAAAUUAAAUUCACAGUCUUAAUUGUGUCUGGGGUGCUUGGAGUCCCUUCUAGGCAAUACCAGUAUCUCUUAGUUGAUGGUGGAAUUCUGUUUCUGUUGGAGAAGAACAAUAUCACCUAACAUACUCUGGAUCAAUGGAUGUACAGUAUAUGAAUCAUUCUGACUGUUUAGUAGCUGUUCUGUACACUGGCACAUUCAACAUCUGAAUCUUCUCAACAAACUUGGACGAUACAAGAUUUGUUUGUUUUGUUUUGUUGUGGUUAAUUUGAUCAGCUCAUCAUAUCUCCCAGUAUUAAUGUGUAGGUGUAAGUAACAAUUACUUUCAUGACAGCUGUUGGGGAAAAAAACAAAUCAAAUGUUUUUAGAAUAAAAUUGAGAAAAAGGUUACAAUGUUCCCUGGUACAUUACUGAUAAUUAUUAGUAUAAUUUUGGUAAGUACAAAUUCUCAAAAGACUAUUUUAAAAGUUAUUUCAAUUUUACAACAAAACAUAAUAAUACUACAAGAAUUGUCUUUAUAUUAUUUUUUGGUCAAGCAGAAGAUUUGAAAGAUUUGGAAAGCUUUUACUUUUGGACGUCAAAAAUCCUCAGUUUGACAAGUAUGCUGUUCUAACCUGGUUUCAACCAUAGAAUAUCAAUAGUAGUUUAUCAAUUACAUCUUUAUUCGGAACAGAUUACUUUUAUUUAACUAAUGUAUUGUUGAAAUCAGUAUUUCUCUGACAUAACAACUUAGUCAGAGUGUAAUUAUGAUGCUUACUUUGCUAUUGUAGUGUACAUGUGUUUGAAUUCAUGAAGUUGAAAAUGCAGAGAUUUUUUACACCAUGAGUCCUGGAGAGAAGAACUCAUACCAUCAUUUAAGUUUGCUGUUUACUGAGAGAAUGACCAACAGACUGUCUGGACUAUUCGUCCAACAUAACUCCUGAUUUUCUUGCCAAGUUUUUACAUAAUCUUUUAGCUUAGUACCCAAGUGCAAUCAAAAGAAAAUUCAUGUGGUUGUGGGCUUGUCACAUAGAGUUAGUGCAGGACUGGAAUGAAUCUGCUUGAAGCAAAGAUCUUAAAGUGUGAUCAUGCAGAACUUUAGAAAGCACAAUUGCUGCAGCUUAAUGACAGUGUCAACAGAUACAACUAUACAGGGGUCUUGUAUUGCUGUGUACAUAUUUGUAUAUUUCUGUAAACUUCCACCUCUGCAUUUGUAUGCGAGAACCUGUGAUAAAUAUUUAGGUAAUGGUGUCGCAUGAGAUGAUGGGUACUACUGCUAAUGGCGUUGUAGAGCCGCACACAUGUUUCUAAUCGACACCAGUGGAGAGGACUUAAUUAUAAUGUUUCAGCAUUUAUUAUAGGGAGUAUAUAUUUAAACAAGCUAAUACUGUAUAUUAUGUCUCUAUGGUUGUGUGUGACAGUCACUACUCAAAUCUGUCACAUUUGUCUUUUCUACCUUACAAUUAAGAAUGGACACACGGAAUAAGAUCUAGAGUUUGCAAGCUAGUGCCCUCAUUGGUCAACGAUUAACACUGACUUUAAUUAAUGAGAAGGCUUUAACAAGGUUUCCGUGUCCAGUGCAGUAAUCAAUGAUCGUAUUCUACUCUUUUCCGUUUUAUUGCAGUGCUUUUUCAUUUUAUCUGGAAUUGUCUUUAAAAGACCAGUCAUUGGCUUGUGUGAACAUACAGUAUGGAGUAGUACUAAUGUUGUAGAGGGUACAAGCCACAACACGCGUGAUGCAGAUGCUGACUUACUUACUACUAAUUCAAAUAGAAUUCAAAUCCUUUGAAAGGAGAGCAUUCAAAUAUGUUGAAGGUUCAACAACAAUUUUGUAUUCAUAUUACAGCCAACAUAGCUUUGGCCAAAGUCCUAACUCAAUGACCUUUCUAGUGAAUAUGUACCAGGCAGUCAACAUAAGUUAAUGACAUUGUAAACAGCUGAGUAUUGAGUUAUGGAACACAUUUUUGGAUAUCGAUGAAAGAGGAUAUUUUCUGGCAAGUAAAAAUGGCUAUUUUGCCACCAUAAUAAUAGAUACUUGCCAAAUUAUAGUUAUUUUGCCACUACAGAGCAGCAGUAUCUCACUGAAGUUUAAUGUGUAAAUGUAUGCAUGCACAGUGGUGGCUAAGAGGCCAUGUUUUAUUUAUAGUCCACGCCAAUAAAUACUUUUGUUGGAUACUAAAUGAAAGUGUACACACGACCAUGAAUGUUAGCCAAGAAAGGAACAAGUGCUAUACUUUCCUGAGACCCUCCCCCCUGUUUUCUCAGAAGCGAGCUUUCCGGUCCUGCUAUGCCCCUUUCCCUCAGGCCUGCAAUGCCCUUGCCGCUGAGUUCAGUGUACGUAUGUUCAUGUAGAAACAAUAAGAUCAUGUUCGCCUUGAAAUGUUUGCAGCACAUGUGUAGAGGAAGCACAACUAUUAACCACAUGCUACUAAAGUUUAUGGGUAGAAUGCCAUCGCCGGGUGGAUGUACAUCUGUAUCAGCCCCAUGACCCCGGCCUCACACAAAGCUGCUUUACCUGCCUAAAGCUUGCAAAUAUUUUCUCACGACAAACAUGGCAUGAAAUAGUUGUGCUAUUAUUGUAACACAAUCCAAAGGAAUUUAGUCCUGUGUGUCCUAUAUAUUUUUUUCUUUUCCUUUUAAAUCUUUGCAUACACACAUUUUGUAACAUUUAUCCAGUAUACUCAUUUCAUGAAUUUACUGUGAUGCGGCCAAGCAGUCCCUGAACAAAAAUUGCACACAUGAAAGUGUUUUCCUUUUGUAUAGUCUUGGACGACAGAGAAGUAUAUUUUGAUACGAUAGAGUGGAGUAAUGUAGUUUGUAUUCAAACACAAGAAAUGUUGAUGUAAAUGGCAUGUCAGUGGAUUGUCAUUUCAGUUAGAUAUGCUACAAGUAAAUAUUUUUAAGUGACUAUUGUACAUUUGUGUAUAGUUUUAUGUGCUUCUCGUAAUAGCAAGUAAGUAAUAUGUUUGGGGUAAAAGAUGCAUUUGAAAAUGUAAUAUAUGGUCUGGUUGGAAAGACAAAUGGAUUUAGAAUAUUGAUGUGUUUGAAGGGAAGACCUUGGGUUAUAGUUCAUUAAGAAAGGUCCAUAAUUAAUAGUUUAUUAUUAAUAGUUUGGUUUCUCAUGAAACCUUUAAACUGAUUUUUUUUGUCAUUUCAAUUCCUUUUUUCAGUAUUCUGAUAUAGUGAUUUUUCAAUCAAUAAUCAACAUUGUGACUUGGUGAAAGUUUCUGAAUGGCUACAUUUACAAUGAUGGCUUUGUUAACAGAAAGGUUUUCAUUAAGGGCCUCGUGACAGCUGAAUUGAAGAAGCACGAAUUGUAUUCCUGGUGGUCUUAAUAUGUGUGUCAACAUAUGGUUGGAGUAGUAGGAGCUGGUGCGAUGUAAUCUCAGUGUCCAAGCAACUUGUUUACCCCUUCAUGGAAUUGUGCCAAUUUCAAGUAUAUGAUUACAUUGUUAAAGUGAGCCCAACAAUAGCAUCCUAAUGAAAGAUUGCCAGUGGGUCCCAACACUUCAGCGACAAAAGUACAGCCAAGAGAUGUAAUCAGAGACCAAACGGACCCAAUUAGUUUUAGUAAACAUUUUAUGAAUCAGAUGAUAUUUAGACAUCUCUGAAGCAUUUCUCAUAAUGUGGUGAGCUAGCUUCAUUAUUAACUUUAUCAAUCAAAAAUGUGUUUGCAAUCCUAACAAUCAUUUCUUUCUUCAUCCUGUGUUACUAUUUUAUGAAACUACCACAUUUAAUAAGUAUGAAAACCGGUUGAACUAGCUGAUGAUCAAGUGUCUUUAGAACAAUAUUGUGAUGGUAAUAAGAUGUUUAUUAUCUCACUUGGAUACAAAGGUUCCUUGGAUUGUUGUUAAUUUUUUUGCUAGCAGCUACAAAGCUAGCGUUCAUGCUACCUAUUGUAAAUAAAAUUAUUAGGUUUCUGGUUAUUAAUUCAAACCACUGCUAAAAUUUUCUCUUGAAUGUGAAUUAUCCAUGGAUACAUACUAAUUUUUCAUAUUUAUAAUAAUCACUUACCUUUGUCUUUUCCUUUCAUUGAAAUGUUAUUGAUAUGAUAUAAUAUACAGAUAUUUUUGAUCAUUGUAUAUGAAAGAGAUUUUUCUAUAUCUGCUUGUCAAAUGUCUUGCUUAUUACCAUAGCACACAUCUUCACUCAAAUGAUUGCAUGGUUGCUAUACCUUACAGUUAGCACUAGCCAACGUGGAAAUCUCAUUUUGAUCCCACCGGAAAUACAUUCUGCAAAUGUCUCUUAAGGAUCCUUAAAAGCAACCAAAGCUGCUGGCAUUUACUUCAUUUUCUUUGACUUUCUGCUGUUGCCUCCCAGCAACGGGUCACAUCAGAAUGCUCUUACAACCUGCUGGUACAACAGAAAGCACUUCUUAUCAGAUACAGGAAUCUGGUACAAAGUGGUUAUCAGAAGACGGAUUGCUUGGCCAAUAUUGGUUGCAGACAAUACAUAUAUACAGUAUACACAUAUAUUUAUGUAAAAAUAAAUGUUUUAUGGUAUAGUUCAGCAUUCAUGGAAAUACACUUAAUUUAUUUCUUUAAGAGAAAGCAUUAAGGACGGAGUUUGAGUCAGGUUGUGGUUAGCUUAGCUUAGCAUAAAGACAGGACGCAGGAUCAACAAGCUUGCCUGCUUCUAUCUGGAGUUCAAAAAUACAACUAGCAACAAAAGCUGACUACCCAACUACGUGCAUGCCAAGAGAAAUGUAAGCAGCUUCUUGGAGAGUUGCACACUUAAACAGUUCUCUAAAAAAAAUCAGAUUAGUUAUUUUCCAUAAUAUCUUGCUAUUACAAUAAUAUGAUCAAGAAGAUUGAUUGUCAAUACCUACUGUCAAUCAGACUGUUACCAUGUUACUGAAAAGAGAGACAAUGCUAUUACAUAAUAAGUUAUACAAAACCAAUGUCAUCCAAAAUGAGGACUAAUUCGUAUUAAGAGUCGUAUUAUAGGUUGUGUUUUGUAGCUGUUGUUUUUUCAGAUUUAUAAUUAGUUCACAUACGCUAAAAGCUAUUUAUAACAAACAACAAUGAUGGUUUGCUGUUUCUAUUGCUGUACAUAGAAAUUUGUAUCUUUAUACCCACAAGUAUAUCCUGUGUGUAAACCCAGCCUGGUGGUCUGGGUUGUUAGCUUUGGGAGAAAUGCUACUGUAUGCUAAUGUUUAGCAUAGACUAACGUUGAUUUUUAGCCAGGCCUGGAGCCAAUCCUCCUGCGAGUCAAUCCAUCCGCAGCCUGAACAGACAAGAGUGUUCAUGCUGUAGCCCACUAUCUUACUAAUGUUACAUUGCCUAGAGGACAGAAAUGUACUGUAUUUACAUUUAGAAACUCCAUUGCUUGGUUUCCAUGGAUUGAACCCAAGCCUCACGUCCAUUUGGUACACUACAAGAGCUCUGACAUAAUAAUAGAAAGUCCUUGUGAAAAAGUGGCUGUUGGAAAUAAAGUGUAGGAGAUUUUUCACACAUACGUUUUGUAGAUAGCUUUAGGAAACAUCCACUGAGAGGUAAUGGUAGCCAUCAUGAGGAUUGUUAAAUGAUGAAUAAAUAAAUUAAUCAAAACAUCAACCUUUCCAACACAUAAAUGGUAAAAAAAACAGAGAAAUAAUAAUUUUAUUGAGACAGAGAUUAUGUCACUAUUUAUAUUUAGAGGGCAAACGUUUAUUUCUCCACAAUGUUUGUUCUGGACGUAUCACACAUACAUGGAUGUCUUUAUAGGGAUGUGGUAAGGCCCGAUGGGCGGGUCAAACAAAUACAGGACCUUUACCCAGAAGACUUUUGCUUGUGUCCCUUGUAAAACCAAAAGGGAAAACCCAAUAUCCUAAAAAUAAAGUCAUAUUCAAAUGUAUUUUUGUUGCGGACAGGGUAGAAAAAUGUGUGUAUGCGCUAGCUAGCAUUGCAACCAACAUAAUUCCUGCACCGCUCACUCGUCCCUUUCCAAAACUGCAGAGACAUGACCCGGCCAACAACAAAACAUUGGUAAGGAGUUUUGCCUCAAUUAGAGGUCAUCCUUUUCAUAAUGUUGAGUAACAAUAACAACAGUUCAGACCUGAAAUGUGAACUUGGUCCGUAUCCAAAUAAUGUGUAUGUGUUAAGAUAGCUAUUGAAAUGAAAAUUUGCCUUUCAUUAGGACUAUUAUUUGUUGACGGCUAAUUGCAUAGUGGACGACUGAUUUGUUAUUUUUUAAGUUACUCUGUGAACAUGUACAACAGUGAUCAGUUAACUGAAAUGACAGACAUCCUUACGUUUCUGUUUUCCAGUGUUGUCUCUGUAAUCAAAUAAAAGUUUGAUAUCAAA
This is a messenger RNA of Gasterosteus aculeatus aculeatus (three-spined stickleback), 10422 nucleotides long. RefSeq names its product phospholipid phosphatase-related protein type 4. Gene Ontology annotation, biological process: phospholipid dephosphorylation; axonogenesis; phospholipid metabolic process. The record is from RefSeq and is a predicted model, not a curated record. Lineage: Eukaryota; Metazoa; Chordata; Actinopteri; Perciformes; Gasterosteidae. Gene Ontology annotation, cellular component: plasma membrane. Gene Ontology annotation, molecular function: phosphatidate phosphatase activity.